AGCUCUUUUGCCCACCGGGGGGAACUUCGACAUGCAAAGAGGAUCGUGGUCAAGCUUGGCAGUGCGGUGGUGACCCGUGGGGAUGAAUGUGGGCUCGCUCUGGGCAGGCUGGCCUCCAUAGUUGAGCAGGUGGCCGUGCUGCAGAGCCAGGGCAGGGAGAUGAUGAUUGUCACCAGUGGAGCCGUGGCCUUUGGCAAGCAAAGAUUAAGACAUGAGAUCCUGCUGUCUCAGAGCGUCCGCCAGGCCCUGCACUCAGGACAUAAUCAGCUCAAAGACAUGAGUCUGCCAGUGCUGGAGGCCCGCGCGUGUGCUGCAGCGGGCCAGAGUGGCCUGAUGGCUCUGUAUGAAGCCAUGUUCACUCAGUACAGCACCUGCACUGCACAGGUUCUUGUUACCAACCUGGAUUUCCAUGAUGACCAAAAGAGGCAGAAUCUGAACAGUACUCUGCAGGAGCUGCUCCAAAUGAACAUCGUCCCUAUCAUCAACACCAACGAUGCUGUGGUGCCGCCACCAGAGCCCAACAGCGACCUGCAGGGGGUAAAUGUGAUCAGCAUUAAGGACAAUGAUAGUCUGGCAGCGAGGUUGGCAGUGGAGAUGAAGGCUGAACUGCUGAUCGCACUGUCAGACGUGGAAGGACUGUACAACAGCCCUCCUGGAACUGAUGACGCCAAACUCAUUGACAUCUUCUAUCCGAGAGAUCAGCAGUCCAUCACUUAUGGGACCAAGUCCAGAGUGGGGAUUGGUGGCAUGGAGGCCAAGGUGAAAGCUGCCAUCUGGGCACUGCAAGGCGGCACCUCAGUGGUCAUUGCAAACGGGACUCAUCCCAAAGUUACUGGUCACGUGAUUACUGACAUUGUUGAUGGGAAGAAAGUGGGAACAUUCUUCUCCAUGAUCAAACCAGACGGCCCAACUGUGGAGCAGCAAGCUGAAAUGGCCCGAAAGGCAGGGUGGCGCCUCGCAUCUCUAGAUCCAGACCAGAGAAGUGAGAUCAUUUUCCGUAUUGCUGAUCUACUGACUGAGAGGAGGGAGGAGAUUCUGGCCGCCAACAAGAUGGACAUGGAGCUAGCUGUUGGUCAGCUGCCUGCUCCCAUGCUGAAGCGCCUGAGUCUCUCGCCGGCCAAACUCAACAGCUUGGCCACUGGUGUGCGACAGAUUGCCGUUGCUGCUCAGGACAGCGUGGGCCGUGUGCUGCGGAGAACUAGGGUGGCGCACAACCUGGAGCUGGAGCAGAUCACUGUGCCCAUCGGGGUUCUGCUGGUCAUCUUUGAGGCACGGCCCGACUGCCUACCACAGGUGUCUGCUUUGGCCAUCGCCAGUGGCAACGCUGUUUUGCUAAAGGGAGGGAAGGAGGCAGGCAACACCAACCAAGUGCUGCAGCAGCUCACACAUGAGGCUCUGGAUAUGUUUCAAGUCAAAGACGCGGUGCAGCUGGUGAGCACACGCGAGGAGGUGGAGGACCUUUGCCGACUGGACAAGAUGAUUGAUCUGAUCAUCCCCAGAGGGUCAUCCAAACUGGUGCGAGACAUCCAGCGUGCUGCAAAAGGAAUUCCUGUUUUGGGACACAGUGAGGGAAUCUGCCACGUCUAUGUUGAUGCUGAAGCAAGCAUAGACAAAGUAGUCAAGAUUGUCAGGGACUCCAAGUGUGACUACCCAGCUGCAUGUAACGCCAUGGAAACACUGCUGAUUCACCGCAACGUCCUGAGGACGCCGCUGUUUGACCAGAUCAUUGACAUGUUGCGCAAUGAACGAGUGAAGAUCCAUGCCGGUCCUCGUUUCACCUCCUACAUGACAUUCAGCCCGUCAGAGGCCCGCUCACUUCGGACAGAAUAUGGGGGUCUGGAGUGCUGCAUGGAGGUGGUGGACAGCACGGAGGAGGCUAUAGAGCACAUACGCAAAUAUGGCAGCGCUCACACUGACGUCAUCAUCACAGAGAACGAGGUCACAGCGGAGCAGUUCCUGACCCAUCUGGACAGUGCUUGUGUAUUCUGGAACGCGAGCUCGAGGUUUGCUGAUGGUUACCGCUUUGGCUUGGGAGCUGAGGUGGGUAUCAGCACGGCCCGUAUCCAUGCACGGGGUCCAGUGGGGCUGGAGGGGCUGCUCACCACCAAGUGGAUUCUGAGGGGGAACGGACACGCGGUGGCUGACUUCUCUGAGAAUGGGACCAUGAAGUAUCUCCAUGAAAAUAUGCCUGUCGUGCAGCCUGUGGCCAGUCAGAGGGACAGCAACUAGAUGGGAGACACUGCUGUGUUCACCUGGCCACAAGACUGGGAAGGUGUUUUCAGGAGCUGCAGGUCUCAGUGGACCAUCAUGUGGGUGUCAACGUUUCUAAGAUCUGACAUUGCGUAUGCAGACGAGCAGACUGAUGUCCCUCUUUGGUGGGAAUUUGUUUCCAAGACUGACUUCACUUGAAUAGCUGUUUGUCCAACUAUGUGUGCAACCGACUGUGGAUAUAAUUAUGUGCCAGAUAUUUGUUUCAAGAAAUGAUUUUCGCAUCAAAAUCCAGACGAUCUUCUUUUGAAUUGUAUCCUACUUGUGUUACUGUUUUAAGUUACUGUACUAAGUUUUCCAGGCAAACCAGUCGCUGCAGAACUCAGUGGCGACAGAGGAGAAAUUCUCAAGAGUAAAAGUGAUGGCAACAGCGAAGAUGGUGACAUCCAGUUCUUUGUGAAUAAAACAAUUGAAAAGAAUGUGGGACACUAAUCCGAUGGCAGGCCAAAAACAACUUUCAUUUUGCAAGAUGAACUAAAUAAAUUCAAGGGGCUGUGAUCAGC
This is a messenger RNA of Synchiropus splendidus (mandarinfish), 2771 nucleotides long. It is a transcript of the gene aldh18a1, whose product is annotated as aldehyde dehydrogenase 18 family, member A1. Lineage: Eukaryota; Metazoa; Chordata; Actinopteri; Syngnathiformes; Callionymidae. The transcript has 16 exons. Gene Ontology annotation, molecular function: glutamate 5-kinase activity; glutamate-5-semialdehyde dehydrogenase (NADP+) activity; ATP binding. The record is from RefSeq and is a predicted model, not a curated record. Bases 160 to 2229 code for a protein of 689 amino acids. Gene Ontology annotation, cellular component: mitochondrion.